This is a messenger RNA of Recurvomyces mirabilis, 2490 nucleotides long. RefSeq lists its product as uncharacterized. The transcript has a single exon. The record is from RefSeq and is a predicted model, not a curated record. Bases 1 to 2490 code for a protein of 829 amino acids. Lineage: Eukaryota; Fungi; Ascomycota; Dothideomycetes; Mycosphaerellales; Teratosphaeriaceae.
AUGUCUGAUGACACUUCCGCCCUCGAUCUGGUGGCCGUUAUAGAGUAUGCGGACAAUGUAUAUCAUCGAUGCGAAGCCGUUGGCGCACACGACAAGGACGAGGUUCUGUUAGAACUCAGCCAAGGCUUACUUAAUCACGAACUAGGCCUCCAGGCGGCUUACAGUGCUGUCUUGACACGCGCUGCAGGUACUCGGCACGGGCCCCAGCCUGACUGGCUUCAAUCACUCCACAAACUCAGCGAGUUAAUCAACCCAAAUUCACCAUUCGCCGAAUUGCGAGGUAUCGUUGGGAUCGCUUGGGCAUGGCGAGAACCGGCGCUAGAAUACACCUUCCAACGGCUUGGGUCGCGUUCCGUCAAACGACUUGCUACGCUCGCUACGCUGCUUCCAUCAUGGCAUUCGGCAGUACAGCGUAUCAACGCGGCGAUGAUCUCGCGACACUUGGCAGCGCAGUCAGGACAGAGGUUUCUCGAUGCAAAAGCAAUCUAUAUCGGUCUACACUUCCCCGGAGAGAAGAUCCGAGAUUGGAGAAAGCCAAUCUCAAAGGUCGACAUCGAAUUUGCACUUCAAAAUGCCGCCAUGGACCCGCCAGUUCUUCUCGUCGGCAGCCAUUGUUUUCGAGAUGAUCUCGAGAGCGACGUCGGUGAGGAUGCAAUGGCGUGUAUGCGAUCAUUCGUUGAAUCCUUUGCACUGGUAUAUAGCCCUCAUGGAUUGCUGAUACCGGAUAAGGAUCCACGAAAAAGACCUCCUCCCAAGAACCAACCUGCCACACCACGGAAGAAGACUCCGGCCGCAUCAACACCACAUACGGAUACCUUGGUGAUUCAGGCAUCAUGCGCGGGGUCAGUCAGGGCAGUGACUCCGGAAGGACCGACGAACGCUCAGCAACCCUCCACACCGUGGACAAGCUGUGGUGGGGAUGCUGCGGAUGGACAGCAGAGCUCAUACGAAGAGACGUCCUCGCCAUGCGAACGAGCCACCUCCACAGCACGUGCAGGAUACAGUGGUAAGCAGUUACCAGGAUACCCACCUACACGGGCCGCUGGACUUCGGCUGCCGACCAGCCUGCACAUACCACGCUCGCCCGAUCUCUUCGUCAGCUCUGGUGAAAGUGACUCUGGUCUAAGUGAUCAGACGUCGCCAGACAUCGACGUGCGUAGUGCGGCAGAAGAUGUUCGCGAUGAGGUCUUCUCGCACGAGCAAAGUCCGAAUGCACCAGCAUUGAUCUACCACGGCCAGACAGAGUCCCAUGAUUCCAGAGACGGCCGAAGCAUAGUAGCCAAUGCCCUCUCUAUGUCUACUGUUGUCGAGGACGAGGACAUUCAUGACGAUGCUGACGUUCCGGAUGAUAUCUGCGAAGCUCUAAUGGCCAAUGACGGGCCUGACCGCGUUGACCCUGGCAUGAGCUCGCCCCUGACGUCUCAAGAUAUGAUGGGGCAAAACACUGACUGCAUGGCAAACUCUGAAAGUGGUCUUCUCGAGCCGAUACCGAACAGCAACGAUGAUGAACCACUGCCACCUCAUGUAUACUGCGAGGAUGAGCGUCCGUACAACCGUGAAUCUAGGGAUGGUGUACAACGAUCCGUUGAGCGUCGCACAGAAAGUGAGACAAACUUGAGUACUGUGCGAGCACCACCAGCCGGGACUGCAGCUGCAUUUAGUCUCAGCCACGAGGAUACUGAAGAGACGACACUGCCAAGGAUCGAGCACAACGAUCCAUCUUGUGAGGCCAUCGAUAGUGUCAGCAGCGAGGCCUUCAACGAAGCUCUCCAGCAGCUAGCCGAAGGCGUCAGCAGCCCUCCUGUCACCAUCGAGCAUGAUUACUUCAGCUUCCCAGCUAUCGGAGACUCGUGCUCUGACAUCUUUGAGAACAACACGCGUACGCCGUGGGAGGGCUUUCCUCCUCCAAGUUUCGAUGCUCUAAUCUCCGACAACAUCUCCGCCUCAUUUACGACAACAAUGCCGGUAUUGGCCUCCACUCAUCCACGAACGAUUUCCGAUCUGCUUGCGGCAGCAAGGCGCAUCGAUGAAUUCAUGACUAAGACCUCCGUGCAUAAGACCGGUCGUGAGCCAUUCGUCGACUAUGCUGCUGUACGCGAGUGGAUCGCCCACCCACAGCAUGUGAGUGGGAGUCCAGUCAAAGUUUUCGAUGGCAGUGCUCCGUUAGUCGCGCUGCCGGAAGAGCCUGUGCAUUUCACACAUCUAGGUGCUUCUUCCCUCGAUAAAGGUGUUCCGACCCCGGCCUGGGAGGUCCUUGUACUACGCGACUACAAUGUUAUACUUGCAGCUGCAGGAAAUAGCUAUAAUUGGAUCCGCAGCGCAGAAGGUCGACAGAUUUGCGUCGUCAUGAGUUCAAGCUCCGACAACGCCGCCUAUCCAGUUAUACUUGAGACAGGAGCAUCGCUCUUAUUGCCUCAUAACUUUACAUACUUCGUGGCUCAGACCACACCUGGGUGUACUAUCAAGGUGGCCACGUACCCGAAGCCAUGA